GAAUGUUUGUUUUCUGCUUCACACACUGUUGAACAUUCACAACUGCACGAGGAGUGAACAUUCAGUUUGCAAGCCUGUCAAAAAACUUCUGAGUUCUUAAUGUCAGCAGAAUGAAGAUCGAUAUUCAUAAUCAUAUUUUACCAAAGGAAUGGCCCGACCUGAAACAGAGGUAUGGAUAUGAUGGAUUCAUUCAACUCCACCAUCACUGCAAAGGAGAAGCUAAAAUGAUGAAGGAUGGAAAAUUGUUUAGAGUGAUCCAAGAGAACUGCUGGGAUGCAGAUGCUCGGAUUCUGGAUAUGGACAAACAUGGAGUGACAGUACAGGCGCUAUCCACUGUGCCGGUGAUGUUCAGCUACUGGGCUAAACCCCAUGACACACUGGACCUGUGUGGGAUUCUGAACGAUGAUCUGGCUGCUACAGUGAAGCGAUACCCAAAGCGUUUUGUUGGGCUGGGCACUUUGCCCAUGCAGGCCCCAGAUCUAGCUGUACAAGAGAUGAGUCGGUGUGUGAAUCAGCUAGGCUUUCCUGGAGUGCAAAUUGGCUCUCAUAUAAACACAUGGGACCUCAAUGCCCCAGAGCUAUAUCCUGUCUAUGCUGCCGCUGAGAAACUCAACUGCUCGAUAUUUGUGCAUCCGUGGGACAUGCAGACAGAUGGCAGAAUGGCAAAAUACUGGCUGCCUUGGUUAGUUGGUAUGCCAGCAGAAACUACAAUGGCAGUUUGUUCCAUGAUUUUUGGAGGUGUUUUUGAAAGAUUUCCCAAACUUAAGGUCUGCUUUGCUCACGGAGGUGGUGCUUUUCCAUACACCAUUGGCCGAAUUGAGCAUGGCUUUAAAGUGCGCCCUGAUCUUUGUGCUGUCGACAACAAAAUCAACCCACGCAAAUACAUAGGAUCUUUCUACACUGACUCUCUUGUGCAUGACCCACUUUCACUGAAGUUACUCAUGGAUGUCAUAGGAAAGGAUAAAGUGAUGUUAGGAACAGAUUACCCAUUUCCACUGGGGGAACUGGAGCCAGGCGCAUUGAUUCAAUCCAUGGAUGAGUUUGAUAGUUUGCUAAAGGAUAAACUGCUUGCUGGGAAUGCUUUGGAUUUUUUAGGACUGUCAAGAAAACAGUUUGAGUGACUGGUCAGUUGUAGCCUAUUGAUGUAUAUCAGAACAGAAGUGAUUUAGCUGGAUAAGAUGAGAAUUAAACCAUAUAGGCAGAGUUGGGGAGUGCAAAUUAUUUUGUCUGAGCUAUGAUAAUAAUAAUAAUAAUAUUUUCUCACAUUGUAGGCCUAUUUGUCUUAUCUUAUCAUUUUAGUGUAGAAUGAGCAAAGCUGUGUGUUGAUAGGAUGACAAAAAGUUUUCAUUUCAUUUCAUUUCAAAUGUUUUGGGUGAUUCACUACAUUGUGCAAACUUGCAAUUUUGUGAUAUUGUGGGUUGUGAUAUCCCAGCAAACAGUUAACACUUACAGUUUUGAGAAUGUUAAAACUGUUUAAAAAUGUGCCAAAGAGAUUAAGAAAAACUGUAAUACUAUACAUACAUUUGAAUUUCUGCCACAAAAUGCUAAAGGAUGAUGCCGUUUAAAGAAGGAGUCUGGUGUUUGCUUUGAAUAAAUCAAAAAGGCUUUUGAUAAAACA
Pimephales promelas (fathead minnow) is the source of this 1618-nucleotide messenger RNA. It is a transcript of the gene acmsd, whose product is annotated as aminocarboxymuconate semialdehyde decarboxylase. NCBI's taxonomy places the organism in Eukaryota, Metazoa, Chordata, Actinopteri, Cypriniformes, Leuciscidae. The record is from RefSeq and is a predicted model, not a curated record. Gene Ontology annotation, molecular function: carboxy-lyase activity; hydrolase activity. Gene Ontology annotation, biological process: secondary metabolic process. Gene Ontology annotation, cellular component: cytoplasm; cytosol.